GUCAGCCUUGGCGGGUUGUACUUCCUGUCUCGGCGGCUCGCAGGUGCGGAAGGCCCGCGCUCGCCAUGAGCUUCUUGAAGCGCAUCCCGGAGCCGAGUGAGGGGAUCCGGCUGCGGCAGCCCGAUACGGAGGCCGUGCCCGGGGGACGCGGCCUGGGCACCGGCAGCCUGUACAUCGCGGAGAGUCGGCUGUCAUGGAUAGCGAAUUCAGGCCUUGGGUUCUCAUUGGACUAUCCCAUCAUAAGCUUACAUGCCAUCUCCAGGGACCUGAAUGCCUACCCGUGGGAACAUUUGUACGUCAUGGUCAAUGCAAAGUUUGAAGUAGAAGAAUCCAAAGAAAGUCCCGUAGCGGAGGAUGAAGAGGAAGAGAGUGAUGAUGAGUUUGAGCCGAUCUCAGAAUUCCGAUUUGUACCCAGCGACAAAUCAGCGUUGGAAGCCAUGUUCUCUGCCAUGUGUGAAUGCCAAGCCCUGCAUCCUGACCCAGAAGAUGAAGACUCAGAUAACAAUUACGAUGGUGAGGAAUAUGACGUGGAGGCUCACGAAAUCGGUCAAGGUGAUAUCCCCUCUUUCUACACGUAUGAAGAAGGCUUGUCACAUUUAACGGCCGAGGGUCAGGCUACCUUGGAGAGAUUGGAAGGUAUGCUGGCCCAGUCUAUAAGCACUCAGUACCACAUGGCUGGCGUACGAACGGAAGAUUCUCUCAGGGAAUUUGAAGACGGGAUGGAAGUGGAUGCGGCACCAGCAGUCACGGGACAGUUCGAAGAUGCGGAUGUUGAUCAUUAAGGAGGAUCCUCUUGGCGGUUCCAAAGCAGGCUUCCCGAGAUUGACGAUGUCACAACAAUCAUUACCAUUCCUCUAUAAGACCUAAACAUGAAGACUAAAUGGUUUUGUAGCUGUGAUUAUAAAACAUGAUCUAACUCGUGUGUGUCCGUGUGAAUGAUCCACCCUCACCCACACACGAAAUUAUAAUAACUUGGCUUUGAUUGGAGAAUUAAUCAUGGUUUACUGUUGGAAAAGCUUUACAUGAUACUAGAGGGUAAGGAACAAAGUUGUAACUUAGAAUUCUAGAUUGUUCUAGGAUCUUUCCCGUAUGUUUUGAGCCUGUUUGACUACAGCCAGUUUCACACAACAAGAAUUAUUAUGCUUUAUCUAAAGCAGUGUUUCUCAACCUUGGCAACUUUAAGAUGUGUGGACUCCAAUUCCCAGGAAAGCUGGCUGGGGAAUCCUGGGAGUUGAAGUCCACACAUCUUAAAGUUGCCAAGGUUGAGAAACACUGCUCUAAAAUGACCAGAGCUAUGUCAGAGGUAUGAAGUCAAGGACAUUGUGAAAAUCCCAUAAAGAACUGACUUCAGUCUCAGAGAAUCUGGUAUUACGCUUCUAAGGGUCUGCUUUGGCAUGGAGCAGAUGGUUUUGUGCUACAGAUAAAUAAUCUUGUUUCUCUGCUAUAAAUAAAAACGAAAUGGUUCAAUAAAUAUAAUUUUUGUAUCUUA
Messenger RNA from Python bivittatus (Burmese python), 1489 nucleotides. RefSeq names its product chloride nucleotide-sensitive channel 1A (gene CLNS1A). Gene Ontology annotation, cellular component: spliceosomal complex; pICln-Sm protein complex; methylosome. NCBI's taxonomy places the organism in Eukaryota, Metazoa, Chordata, Lepidosauria, Squamata, Pythonidae. The record is from RefSeq and is a predicted model, not a curated record. Gene Ontology annotation, biological process: mRNA cis splicing, via spliceosome; spliceosomal snRNP assembly; chloride transport.